Chrysoperla carnea is the source of this 2703-nucleotide messenger RNA. RefSeq names its product sorting nexin-6 (gene Snx6). The record is from RefSeq and is a predicted model, not a curated record. Gene Ontology annotation, biological process: phagosome-lysosome fusion involved in apoptotic cell clearance. The transcript is spliced from 8 exons. The coding region runs from base 121 to 1392 and encodes 423 amino acids. Lineage: Eukaryota; Metazoa; Arthropoda; Insecta; Neuroptera; Chrysopidae. Gene Ontology annotation, molecular function: phosphatidylinositol binding.
UGAGGGGAGUGUCUCUGUCAGUUCAAAGUUGUUUUUGUCAUCACCAGUAGAAAAAUUAAACCGGACCAAGUCUUGUUUUACAAAUUUUUUUGUGUAUAAAGUACAUCUCAUAAUAAGAAAAUGAUAGAUAUUGAUAACAUAAAUACAUCACAAGAUAUCACUACUCCAACGGGUGGAUCUACAAAUAAUACUAAUAAUCAAACAAUGAAUAGUACAAAUUCACAACAACAGUUAUCGGAAAAUUGUUUAUUAGUGGAUAUAUCCGAUGCGUUAAGUGAAAAGGAUAAAGUCAAAUUUACCGUACAUACACGUACCACGUUAAAAGAGUUCCAAAAGUCGGAAUUUUUUGUUGUACGUCAGCAUGAGGAAUUUGUUUGGUUACAUGAUCGAUUUGAAGAAAAUCCAGCGUAUGCGGGUUAUAUUAUACCGCCAGCACCUCCCCGACCAGAUUUUGAUGCUUCUAGAGAAAAAUUACAACGAUUGGGUGAAGGGGAAGGUACAAUGACUAAAGAAGAAUUUACGAAAAUGAAACAAGAAUUAGAAGCGGAAUAUUUAGCAACAUUUAAGAAAACCGUGGCAAUGCAUGAAGUGUUCUUAACACGUCUAGCUAAUCAUACCGUAUUUCGUUUGGAUCAACAUUUACAUGUGUUCUUAGAAUUUGAUCAAGAUUUAUGUGCACGUCCUAAAAAUAAAUUACAACUUUUAGGUGGUCUAGUAAAAUCUUUAGGCACUACAACCGAUCAAUAUUAUUUAGGCGCUACCGUACACGAUGUUGAUGAUUUCUUUGAGCAUGAAUUAAAUAGUUUAAAUGAAUAUUAUAAUUGUUUAAAAGAUGGUGUAAUUCGUGCAGAUCGUAUGACACAUAAACAUAAAGAUGUGGCGGAUACGUAUAUUUUAAUAUCAUCCGGUCUUGUACAUUUAGCAACGUUGGAUCAAAAUUUAGAUAAAUUUUUAUCGAAAUGUGCGGAUGUCUAUGAAAAAAUACGGAAAGUGGAAGGACGAGUCGCAAGCGAUGAAGAUUUGAAAUUAGCUGAUAUUUUACGUUACUAUCAACGAGAUAGCAAUGCAGCUCGUUCAUUAUUAUUUCGACGAUUAAAAUGUUUAGCACAGUAUGAAGCAGCCAAUCGUAAUUUAGAACGUGUUCGUGCCAAAAAUAAAGAUGCAAAUGGCACGUCUGAAAUUCAUGAGGCAGAAAAAGCUCAAAGUUUAGCGUGUGAACAGUUUGAACAAAUUUCAAGUCAAGCUAAAGAAGAAUUACAAGAUUUUCGUGUGCGUCGUGUUAAUACAUUUAAGAAAAGUUUAAUUGAGCUUGCUGAACUUGAAAUAAAACAUGCUCGAACUCAACAUGAAUUAUUACGUAAAUCGGUAGCAUCAUUAAAAGAAUUGUUGUAAUUAAAGAUCUAUAUUUUUCCUUGAUUCCAUUUUUUUUAUAUAAAUUCGUUUAAAAAAAAAAAAAACCUUGUAAAAAUUAACUCAUUUAAUUUUCAUGUUUUCUUUCAAGCUUUUAGUUUUUAAGUACACCUAUGUAAAUCGAAGUUUUCGAAUCGAUUUUUACGCUUAAAUGAAUGAGCGUUUCAUUAUACAAGUGAUGAUGAUGAUAGUGUCAUGUUUGGUUGCGCCAAACGUUGACUAACAUGCUAUUCCACAGGCUUCGAUCGUAUGCCGUGUGGAUUAUUUUUUCAGUGGUCCAAUUUUCACAAGGCAGGUUGCUUAGGUAGCUGGCUCUUUUCCUACCCCUACCGGAUUUACUCUCAACCUUCCCCGUGAGUGCCACUGCUUCAAUUAAUCAUUAAACAAGUGGGUUUUUUAAAUAGUUUUUUUAAUUUUUUCAAAAUUAGAACCGUUUUAAGUUAUUGGAAAAUCUUUGAAAUGUUAAAGUGUUGUCAUCUAAAAAUUUGGGAGGGUAUCAUACUUGACAUAAAAAGUAUUAUUUAAAGCGCUUUAUCCUAUUUUACGUUUUAGCCUAAAUAAAGUUUUUAACCCUCCAGACUGACCGUAUUUCGUAUCACAAGCUCUAUCUUGUGAUGAAAGAAAGCAUAUGAAAGCAUAGUUUAUCUGUCAUCUGUCUGUAUCUACGGAGAUGGCCGAAGUAUAGCAAAAUAGCGGUUUUUUUAACCAACUUUAGUAAAAAAAUUUUCAAAAUUAUAUUAAUAUCGAUCUACAUGGGUGUUUUAUGAUUUUUAUCUUUGAAAAAAACUCGAGGGAAAAUCCGUACUGCAUUCAUUAAAAUAAACGCGGUUUUUUUGUACAAUAUUAAAUAGAGUCAAAAAAUGUUAUCGGCCAUUUUAAUAUUCGUUUAUCUUUUUCUUUUUUUUUUCACAAACACACAAAAUAUUCGAAUUUACUUUUUACAAGUUACUUUUUUAUUGUUAAAAAAUUAAUUAUUUGUGUUAAAAUAGUUUUUUAUUUAUGGUCCGAGAGAUACGCGGAAAAAUCCGUUUAAAAUAGGGUUGCGUCAACCUUUUAAUAUAAAUUACAAGUUCGAGUCUUGGUGAUAAACGGCAGACAGGAGAAUAUCUGUGAUUGGUGUUUAAAGCUCGACGCAGAUAUCUCGUAGGUAUUUUUCUGUCUACCUGCAGGACCAUUAAGUUUAGUUUAGACUGUAAAAUAUUUUUUUUUUUUUUGGGAAAAGAUCUAUUUUAGGUCUAAAUCAGACCUUAGUUAUAUUAAAAUUUAAUAUGAAUGAUAUAAAUAUAUAAAAUA